AUGGGCUCGUCUCUCGCCAUGGUGCGACUUGCUCUGGUCGGUCUACUGGCCUUCGUCUCAAUCGCAUCAGCCCUGCCUGCAUCCAAGCUCUCGCGUGCAUUGGAGGAUCCCACCACUGAUCCCUUCUACCAGCCUCCUGCUGGAUUUGAGUCCAAGGAACCGGGAAUGAUCCUGGCCCAGCGCAAUGUCAGCGCUGCGUUCUUUGGUCUCAUCCCGAACCCCGUUGAAGCCCAUCAGUUGCUGUACCGGACCACUGCGAUCAAUGGCUCUGCUAUCGCAACCGUGACUACGAUUUUCAAGCCCAAGGGCGCCAAGUCGGACCGAUUCAUCUCGUUCGCCACGGCAUACGAUAGCUCGGCCGUGAAAUGCCAACCGAGCUACGCCUACCAACUUGGCGCUGCCCAAGACAGUCUGAUCGCCUCGGUCGAACUGUUGAUCGUCGAAGCUUAUCUGCUUAUGGGAUACACCGUCGCUUCGCCCGACUACGAGGGCCCUGAUGCGGCCUUCGGUCCCGGCCGUCUGGCCGGCAUGGGCGUGCUGGAUGGUAUCCGAGCAGUGAACAACUUCGACACGUUAGGUCUCAGUAAGAACCCUAUGGUUGUUGGUAUGGGUUACUCUGGUGGCGCCAUCGCCACCGGGUGGGCCGGAUCAUUGCAGCCAAACUACGCCCCUGAGCUGAACAUCAAAGGAUGGGUCCAAGGUGGAACCCCUGCCAAUCUCACGGGCACAUUGCUCACUAUUGACAACACGGUCUUCAGUGGCUUCCUCCCUGCUGCUGUUGUCGGUCUCACAGCACCAAGUGCCUACGGUGCUGAACUUGAUCCUGUCGUUGAUGAAGUCCUGACCCCAGCAGGCCGCAAGGCCAUCGAUGCCGCUGCCAACCAAUGUGCUGUCCAGAACCUAGCAAGCUUCUUUGAGCAGUCGCUCCUUGAUACCAAGGUCCAAACACUGGGUGAUCGCCUUCUUUACGACCCUGCCGUUCAGUCUGUCUUGUUGAAGAACAACAUGGGCGUGCACAAGGACGAGACCCCGACCGCGCCCACUUUUGUUUACCACGCUACUCAUGACGAAGUCAUUCCCUACGCCAAUACCUCCACCAUGGUGGACUCUUGGUGCGAUAAUGGUGCGAAUGUCAAGUUCACGACCUAUGCCAAUGGUGGUCACGCGACCACUGAGAUCAUCGCGCUGCCGGAGGCUAUCAAGUUUACGGAAGCCGCCUUUGAUGGGAAGACUGCAGGUGGUUGCACCACAAACACUGAGCUCUCCAAUAUCCUUAACCCGGUGGCUUUGGGGGCGUCCCUGGAGCCAAUUCUCACCCACCUUGUGGAUGGGCUGGCCCACCUGGGUGAUAAGGACUCCAAGCUCAAGUCUGAUAUCAACAUUCUGGGCAUCAAGAUUCCAGUCUAA
Penicillium olsonii is the source of this 1407-nucleotide messenger RNA. The record is from the annotation of a GenBank genome assembly. Lineage: Eukaryota; Fungi; Ascomycota; Eurotiomycetes; Eurotiales; Aspergillaceae.